GGCCCAUUCGCAGGACAGAUUCAAUUGUCUCUGUAUGCGUGGACCUAUAUUCGUGCCUUAAGAUGGGUAAACUAGGUGUCUUCGUCCUCAUCUUAACGGGUAUCUCUUUGCCUUUGCAAAUGGUGACCCUGGUGCUUCACACGGUGACGAUGGCGGACUGCCUGAACAAGAACACGCCGCUACCAGACGUGGUCUGCACCGAUACAACCCUCAUACCCGGCACGGUGGCCAUUGAAGCCACGUAUGGCGCCGCUACCCUACUGCUAUCGGUAUCCUGGGUGGCUAACAUCGUUCUAAUCUGCGGCCUCAGACGCCGUUAUAGCAGCAAGAAGGUCUGGAAACGACUUUUUGUCUGGAAAUACGUUAUUAUGAUGUUUUUUGCCGUCUUCUACCACUUUUUGGAGGGGCUGUCUACACAGGGUAACCCGUACACUGCAAGCUUUCUGGGGGUGACCAAAGUGACUGUCGCGUUCCUCAUGUUGAUCGAGAACGAUCGGGAAAGCUUCGGGAAGCCGUGGCAGGCUCGGGUGGAUCGGACAGUUUCGGGAACGUUCGCCAUCGAUAAUAUCCUGCACUUCGUCAUGGCCGUACCGUUCCUGAAGAGCGUGGUGAGCGGGGAGGUCGGGCUGGACGCGACUGUUGUAGAGGGGACGCCUGGGCUGUGGAACGCCUUUCUACUGCUGCUGACUGUCAACAGUGUGGCCUUCAGGUUCGUGUUAGCUCGGUUCUUCCUCCAGCGUUGUUGGAUCGGGAACCGGUCGUACAGCCUUCUGGGUGACGCCUGGGACCUUCGCGACUACAACAGGAAGGUUUCCAUCGACAUGGCCGACGGAGACACCGAGUACCAACCCCUCUCCCGAAUAGAAGUCGACGCGCCCGAAGAGCCGACGAUCACACCCGAAGAGCCGAAGACAGCCGAAGUGACAGCCGAAGACGGCGCAGUCCUCAGUAACCUUACUGACGAACCAGAGCAAGAUAAAGAAAUGUAGACAUAAUGUUGUAUUCUUAUUAAUUAGCAGUACUUAAGGAAAUUUGCAAAUGACGGCAUUUGAAAUAGACGGCAGAAAUGAUAUAGACGUUAGGGAGUUAGAUACGUUAAAUAACGGAAUAUAAGGUUUGAAUUUUUUUAAUCGUUACUACAUUAGGAACUAACUAAGCUUGGUAGCAAUUUUUGAAAUCAGACUUGAGUGAUGGUAAUUAGUUUUUUCUUGUUUAGGCCUACUCUUUAACUGAAAUGUUUUGGAUUAUGCUUUGAGCUGAAAUAUACAAUUUCGUUACAGUGCAGUCAAUGGUAUCGAUAUUUGUUAUAAUGACUACGAAUUGUAUGUCAAACGCCAAUUACCCUAUUAAGAAUUCGUUAUUUUAAUUUUUUUCAAAUUUUGCUUUGCAUAAAAUGAUGAUGCAUGUAAUAUUACCUACACACAAUUGACAUUUUAUUGCAGUGAAUAUUUUUUAAUAUUUAAUUGCUAUAUGACGCUAUAUUGGCUACAGAUGCAUGCAUAGAGAUUAAUUGCUAUGAGAUUUUGAGUUGAUGAAUCAAUUUUUGACGUUAAUUGUGAAAGAAGAAACUCUAAAUCAAGCUAACUGCACGUAUGUUUAACAUGAAGAUGAAGUUGAUUGCACGACAAUGUUUAACUCAACCCUUGGUAUUUUGCUAUGUUGUAUUCAUAACUCAUAUUAGUGAGAAUUAUUAUAUAAGAAAUCAGACAACAAUUACAUAUAAGUACUGCUAUACUUCCGAUCGUAGAAAUAAUAUUUGCGUUGCUAUCGGUUUUCAUUAAAAUGAAUUACGCUUUAA
Branchiostoma belcheri (Belcher's lancelet) is the source of this 1798-nucleotide messenger RNA. RefSeq lists its product as uncharacterized. The record is from RefSeq and is a predicted model, not a curated record. NCBI's taxonomy places the organism in Eukaryota, Metazoa, Chordata, Leptocardii, Amphioxiformes, Branchiostomatidae. The transcript is spliced from 2 exons. The coding region runs from base 63 to 989 and encodes 308 amino acids.